Durusdinium trenchii is the source of this 798-nucleotide messenger RNA. NCBI's taxonomy places the organism in Eukaryota, Dinophyceae, Suessiales, Symbiodiniaceae. The record is from the annotation of a GenBank genome assembly.
AUGGUCCGAACAACGUCGCCCGAUGGGCCAACACCCGAGACCGUGAUUGGCCCCCUUGCUGCGCCCAUGGUGGGGGGCUUGUUCGCUUCGGCUUUUGGCUGGAGGUCUUGCUUCUACACUGUGGCGGCCCUGACCUUCCUGCUCUUCAUGAUUAGCUACAGAGUGCUUGAGGAGACUGCCCCCAGCUACCAAGGUGGCAGUUACUUCGAUUCAGUCCAACGAGUCUUGUUUCACAGCCGCCGAGUCCUCAUUUUGGUAUCUUUGGGGAUUUGCAAGGGCUAUUUUGACAUCAUUUCGGGAGGAUCCACCUUCAUCCUCCAAUGGCAUCAUCAAUUCAACAUGACCCAGGCCUCGUUGCUGUCCACCUUCUUUGCCCUCUUCGGGUUUCUCGGGGUCCUCAUCUCCAGCUACAGUGGCAAGACACCCAGCGAGGUUUUCUGGAGUUUCUCCUCCUUGGUGGCAUUGGCUGGAGUUCUCACCAUCCUCGCAGGUCUUCAAGAGAGCAGUGAGGUCUUGUUCUUGUGCAGCAUCUCGCUGGGGACCAUGGUGCUUUACCCGCCCUACUUGGCGCUCUUGACCGAUUUUACGGCGCAACUGCAGGACAUCGCAGGAUUGGCGACCUCUUUGGGAACCUCUGUGGCACAGGUGCUGAGCUUCGCGCUGAGCGUGCCAGGCAUGAAUUUGGCUGGUGUGGGCCCACGGCAGAUGAUGUUCACUCUGGGUGGCCUCCUCUUCUCCUCGCAAGUCCUUUGCCUUGCGCUGAGUCAUGGAGCGAUGUCCUGGAAGAAUACUGCAUAA